This is a messenger RNA of Dothidotthia symphoricarpi CBS 119687, 1046 nucleotides long. RefSeq lists its product as uncharacterized. The record is from RefSeq and is a predicted model, not a curated record. The coding region runs from base 107 to 688 and encodes 193 amino acids. NCBI's taxonomy places the organism in Eukaryota, Fungi, Ascomycota, Dothideomycetes, Pleosporales, Dothidotthiaceae. The transcript has a single exon.
UUGUGGCUCCUACAAACCGUAAAACCACACUAAUACAGUUCACAAAAGUGCACGUUUGACGUAUACUGCGAGAAGUUGAGGUCUCAGAUUGUAACACUAAUCUCAUAUGUAUUUGUCAAGCUGUUGCAAGAUUUCGAUUAACCGAGCACCCAACGACACCGAGGGUGCCUUCUUCGUCCGAUUCAAAGAACACAAAAGCAUUGAGCUGCAAGGCUUAGUAGCGAUACUGAGUAGUAUACCCUCAAGAGGACAUUCAAGCAAGAGUAGCUCCAACUUCUACCCCCUGGCUGGACUAAACUUCAACAACCUGAGUCCUCUUGGGAUGUUUCUGAACAGCAAGUGCGCAUACCUUGCUAACCAAUGGCUCACGUUGGAAGAAGCUAAGAAGUUCACGGAAGAUGUUGGGAUCUACGAUAACCUGGGCGAAGUUUGGAGAUUCCGUGAACAGCCGUCAGAGAACGUUGUGGCACGGUACCUCAACUGUGAGGAAUGCGGGGUUCUGGUUAUGCGAUGUAACCAAAGAGUCCUUGGUCACGCUCUGGAGAUGUGCCCAAGCGCAAAGUCUAGCCUGGGCAGCAACUCAGGUUGUGGACUAAGCCAAGUCCACAUGUACGUAGGCGAAUGCACGGCAUGUCUAACCCUGUUUCACGACUACGGACGUUGGCUGGAGCAUAUGAAGGAGCAUUAGGUAGUUCUCUCAUUAGAUAGGUUCAAUCUCAUUUGUUGUGUCUUUUGAUAUACCACUUACUUGUGCGUGCUCCUACAAACUCUUCAUCCACACGCCGCCUUACCUCUGUACGCGUAGUCUCGCCGCCGCAGCUUUGUACAUGCACCACUACACACUCAUCCUCCGCACACCCAGUCAUAUCACCCCACGCUCAGUCUCGCUUCCAUACACUCAACCUCGUCUUUACAACUUCAAACAGUCACCACCGCACGCCCAGCCUUGCCUCUACACAAAUUCUAGCUGACACAUAUGUAGCUUCGUACAGUCACGCCCGCGCAGCUAGUCUCACAUCCACACAACCAACUCCAUCCCCGCACGA